Molecule: messenger RNA, 1422 nt
Organism: Elephantulus edwardii (Cape elephant shrew)
Lineage: Eukaryota; Metazoa; Chordata; Mammalia; Macroscelidea; Macroscelididae
Gene: POC1B
Product: POC1 centriolar protein B
Exons: 11
Coding region: 112-1422 (436 amino acids)
Biological process (GO): cilium assembly
Cellular component (GO): ciliary basal body; centriole
Molecular function (GO): protein binding
Source: RefSeq, a predicted model, not a curated record
GAGGACCCUGUUCUGGAACGUUAUUUUAAAGGCCACAAAGCUGCUAUCACCUCGGUGGACUUUAGCCCCAAUGGCAAACAACUGGCUACUACUUCUUGGGAUACAUUUCUCAUGCUAUGGAAUUUCAAGCCACAAGCUAGAGCCUUCAGAUUUGUAGGUCACAAGGACGUUGUAACCAGCGUGCAGUUUUCUCCAGUUGGACACUUACUGGCAUCUGCCUCACGAGACAGAACCGUUAGACUCUGGAUUCCUGAUAAGAAGGGGAAAUCUUCUGAAUUUAAAGCUCACACUGCCCCUGUUCGGAGUGUGGACUUUUCGACUGAUGGCCAGUACCUCGUUACAGCUUCUGAAGACAAAUCUAUCAAAGUAUGGAAUAUGUGCCGCCAGCGCUUCUUAUACUCCUUGUACCGCCAUACGCACUGGGUACGCUGUGCUAAAUUCUCACCUGAUGGAAGACUAAUUGUAUCAUGCGGUGAAGAUAAAACUAUCAAAAUUUGGGAUACCACAAAUAAGCAGUGUGUUAAUAACUUCUCCGAUUCUGUAGGGUUUGCAAAUUUUGUAGCUUUUAACCCUAGUGGUACAUGCAUCGCUUCUGCAGGCUCUGAUCAUACCGUGAAAAUCUGGGAUAUAAGAGUGAACAAAUUACUCCAGCAUUAUCAAGUUCACAGCGGCGGAGUGAAUUGCUUAUCAUACCAUCCUUCUGGUAACUAUCUCAUCACUGCUUCAUCAGACGGCACACUUAAGAUUCUGGAUCUCUUAGAAGGAAGACUCAUAUAUACACUUCAAGGACAUACGGGACCUGUCUUUGCUGUGUCAUUUUCAAAAGCUGGGGAGCUGUUUGCAUCAGGUGGUGCAGAUGCACAGGUCUUACUUUGGAGGACUAACUUUGAUGAACUGAGUUAUAAAGACCUUAUUAAGAGAAAUCUUAAAAGAUUUCAUUUUGAUUCACCACCACAUCUUCUUGACAUCUACCCAAGAUCACCACAUCACCAAGAUGGAAAAAUUGAGAGUGUUGAAAUUAACCCAAAACUAGAUAUAAUCGAUAUGCAGACUUCAAAUCCUCCAGUUGUUGAUGUCAUUUCUUUUGAUUCUACCACAACAACAGAAACCACCUUCAGAACCCCGCCAGACAAGAGUGAAGAGAUCAACGGGUGUUUUCUGAACCCUCUGUUAAUACCAUCAGACAGUUCACCAGUAAACGUGAAAAAGAAAGUAGACGACAUAAACGACCUUCCCUUCGAGAGCCAGCGAAGCAUACCAAUGGCGGUGACUGAUGCAUUAGAACAUAUCAUGGAACAGCUCAAUGUUUUGACCCAGACAGUUUCCAUUUUGGAGCAGCGACUGACUUUGACAGAAGAUAAGCUGAAAGACUGCCUUGAAAAUCAGCAAAAGCUUUUCACUAUCUCCCAGCAAAGAAGCUGA